GCGACUCAGUCGCGGGAACUUAAACUCGGGGACUUUUUAUUAAACGGUGCGAGCAUUUAUCGUUGAACGAGUAUAAAAGCAGUCCGCACUCGAUGCAGCGACAUCACAAGUCCUUUGCAACAGCCAACGGCAACUACAAUCGGAUUAACGAAAAUAUUGUGGAAUCGAGGCAAGGAAAUAUGAAGAUCGUUCUACUGCUGUUCGUCGGUUUGGUGGCGUUUGUCUCUGCGGAACCGGGUCUCUCUCGACCCAAUCUGGGACACGUCCGACCUCCGCCCUUCAUCAAUCGUCCCCGGCCACCUACUCAAGGGACCAGCCGCUUCCGGCGUUCCCCGGAUCCUCAGGGAUCCAUCGUCUUCACGGGACAGAAACCCCUGGAGGGACCCGAGCGUCGUCCAUCUUACAAUCUCGACUAUCAGCACAAUAUUUGGGAAGGAAAAAACGGACACGUGAGCGCGAGCGGCGGAGCUCAAAAGUUGCCCGGACAGCGAUGGGAACCGAACGUAGGAAUCCAGGGAACCUGGCGCUUCCGUCGCUCCGCAGAUCCUCAAGGAUCCAUCGUCUUCACGGGACAGAAACCCCUGGAGGGACCCGAGCGUCGUCCAUCUUACAAUCUCGACUAUCAGCACAAUAUUUGGGAAGGAAAGAACGGACACGUGAGCGCGAGCGGCGGAGCUCAAAAGUUGCCCGGACAGCGAUGGGAACCGAACGUAGGAAUCCAGGGAACCUGGCGCUUCCGUCGCUCCGCUGAUCCUCAAGGAUCGAUCUCUAUCCAAGGACAGAAAUCCAUGAGCGGACCCGAGCGUCGUCCGUCCUGGAACGUCGAUUAUCAACACAAGAUUUGGGAAGGAAAGAACGGACACGUGAGCGCAGGCGGCGGAGCUCAAAAGUUGCCCGGACAGCGAUGGGAACCUAACGUAGGAAUCCAGGGAACCUGGCGCUUCCGCCGCUCCCCCGAUCCUCAAGGAUCCGUCGUUGUCCAAGCCCAGAAACCCCUGAGCGGUCCCGAGCGUCGUCCAACGUACAACAUCGAUUAUCAGCACAAAAUCUGGCAAGGAAAGAACGGACAAGUUAGCGCGAGCGGCGGAGCUCAAAAGUUGCCCGGUCGCCGAUGGGAACCUAACGUAGGAAUCCAGGGAACCUGGCGCUUCUAAAAAUCGGCCAGUUCACUCACUCAAGAUCAACUGCCGCAAUAACCGAACCACCCGUACGUUGUCUUCGUACAGAGUCUCGAAAAAGUCGGGUCCUAUCGAUCCUGACUUUUCGGACAUUGUGUAUGAAUAUUCCUAUCGAAUGUACUCGCCAGUUCCUAUACUCAUUAUUGGCAAAUACCCUUUCAUAUAUUAUAGCGCUCUUGUGAUUUGUAAACCGUUAUUUAUGAAGAAAAAACAAUAAAAAAUAUUAUUUAUGGACCAUUCGAAA
Venturia canescens is the source of this 1422-nucleotide messenger RNA. RefSeq lists its product as uncharacterized. Bases 93 to 1154 code for a protein of 353 amino acids. The record is from RefSeq and is a predicted model, not a curated record. NCBI's taxonomy places the organism in Eukaryota, Metazoa, Arthropoda, Insecta, Hymenoptera, Ichneumonidae. The transcript has 3 exons.